UGCACAAAUAUGGCACAAAUGCAGAAACGUCCAGUCGUCAGAUGACGCGUCCACACUGAAAUAGAUUUUGGACCAUGAAAAUCGGCUUAUUGGCAAUCUCCCUACUCAUUUCUGCCUAAACAAUUUUUAUUUGAAUCUAAAGUAAGGAUGUUCAAAGCACUUUUUAAAAAGUUCAGAAAGUAUAGGUAACGAAGUAAUGAGAACAAACCUACUGUUGCGAUGUUAACAUGACAUAGGAAUAUCACUAUUUCCUGUGUGAAGUAAGCAAAGUUGGAACAGCUGUUCUGCUGGAUGGUUGCUUUGACAGGGACAUUGACGGAUAAGCGAAUGAUUUAUCAAAAAUUAAGGCAUUUAAAUGUUAUCGCAAAUAUUCCGUGGAGAAACUGAGAAUGCUGCCGUCAAAAGGAAACGACAAAUCAACACAUUGAAAAUUUUUAAUGCCAAUGUAAUCGAGUUGAAAGAAGAUGUGGAGUACCAGGUGCAGUUUGAUGCUGGGGAUAAGCGAAUGGCUAUCAUGGUCUCGCUAACCCCAGAGUUUCCAUUGGAGAAGCCAUUCCUUAGAGUUUCCCCUCCAAUUACGCAUCCUUGGUGUAACGAACACAGUGAAAUUACUAGUGCCCCAGGAUUGCUAAAUUUCACAGUGCACAGUGACCUUGGCCGUGUUGUUCAAGCCAUUAUUAGAGAAUUUAGCAAAAAUCCACCACAAUUAUUAGAAGAUAGUCCUCCAGCAACAACUAUACCCCACAGAGAUCUUCAAGAAAGAGCUUCGCCAUCCUAUGCUCUGCAGCAAUACAUAGACCUUCCUUCAACGUCCUAUAAUUCGUAUUACGAUUCACAGUAUCCGCUAUUCUCUUCCUCGAAUACAAACACCUCUGUCUACAAUUACAAUUAUACAAAUUCCGGAAACACGUAUAACUCGAAUAGCCAGACAAAUUCCUUCGCAGUACCAUCUCAUCAUUCAACGUACAUUGCAAACUCUGGAAGUAGUACUUUACACAGAACUAAUCCCACGCAUUACUCCACGAGUCAACAUGCAUCCUCGUACUUAAAUUCACAUUUCGUCAAUGCGAAUUACGGACAAUCCGUACAAAGCCACGUCCAAACGAAGGCGCCCCAGAGUUUAGUAUUCCCAGAACUGAAUAAUUUGAAUAAUGAGGAAUUGAAAAAACUCAGUGAAGACGAAGACAGGCUGGAUGAAUUUUUGGAAAAUCAUUCACAAUUAAAAGACAUUAAUGCUGCUGUCGAAGAUGCUAUAGAUUGGGUAGAGAAAACUGCCACGGCGAAUUUAACCAAAGAGCCUGAACUUAAGCAGUUGCGCGAUGAAGUUGCAGAAAAAAUUGAAACCGUCACCACGUUGAAGGCUCGGUAUGAUCAGCUUAUUCAACGGUACAAUAAAUUAUCUGAAGUGUUUACACCUGAUCAUAUAAAGGAAUGCAUGAAACAAGCUGCAGAUGAGAGUCACGAAAGAAGUGAAAAGAUAGCCGAAGACUUUCUUAAUAGAAAGAUUGAUGUUGAGAGAUUUUUAAGUACAUAUAUUGAAUGCCGAAAGUUGGGACAGGCGAGGAGAACAAAGGAAGAAAAGCUUGCGCAUCAACUAAACGAGUUGAAACGGGCUGGUUACUAAUUCUGUAAAAUCAGGCUUCUAUUAAAACUGAACAAAUUGUACAUAAUUUUUAGUUAAAUGAUAUUAUGGGUUUAAAAUUAUCUCCGCGUUCGUCAGAUGUGCGUUGGUGUCUUGAUGAUCCGCGAUUAGAGAAAGAAAAUUUUAUAACUUUACAUGGUAUAAAGGUACGUCAAAUUCCUUUUGCUGUGUUAUAUACUUGAGUUUCAAAUUAAUUUGAUUGAAAAGCUGUUUCGGGAAUACUUAAUAAAAAUUCAAUUGAUGGAUUUAGCACAUUAAAUACAUUCCAAGAGAGUCAUGUAUUUCACAUUGUUCAGAUUGCUUCAACAGUUUCCAGGUGUUAAGCGUUAACCAUAUACAGCGUUCCAUGUACUUCUUAACAACGAAUUUAUGAAUAUGCUAAGAUAUCAAAAUGAUUUUUUGUAAAAAAAAAUUUGGAGAUAAAAUAAUGAGAAACUUCGAAUAAUCAAGACAUUACUCUGAGUAUGUAAUCGUCAUUCAUUUAGAGAGUAUAAUACAGCAUUACAUAAUUGUACGCUUUGGAUGUUGUAGCAAAAUGUGUAUAAAAUCAAAUUAAUUUGAAACAUCGUUAUGCGCUAGGAGCAGUAAAUAAUCGUUUAAUGAUUUAUUUAUUCUGCUAUCGUGCUGUGAAAUAAUGUAUUGCCAUUUUUUCUGAGGCACAUUUUUUUACUAUGUAAAUAAUUAUAUAAAAAAUGAAAUAAUUCAAUUCGG
Molecule: messenger RNA, 2353 nt
Organism: Cephus cinctus (wheat stem sawfly)
Lineage: Eukaryota; Metazoa; Arthropoda; Insecta; Hymenoptera; Cephidae
Gene: Vsp37A
Product: vacuolar protein sorting-associated protein 37A
Exons: 6
Coding region: 356-1624 (422 amino acids)
Biological process (GO): protein targeting to membrane; ubiquitin-dependent protein catabolic process via the multivesicular body sorting pathway; protein targeting to vacuole
Cellular component (GO): ESCRT I complex
Source: RefSeq, a predicted model, not a curated record